Molecule: messenger RNA, 6808 nt
Organism: Drosophila sulfurigaster albostrigata
Lineage: Eukaryota; Metazoa; Arthropoda; Insecta; Diptera; Drosophilidae
Product: cubilin
Exons: 19
Coding region: 680-4528 (1282 amino acids)
Cellular component (GO): plasma membrane
Molecular function (GO): protein binding
Source: RefSeq, a predicted model, not a curated record
CCAAAGAACCAACAACGAAACGAAGGCAGCGACGACACCAGCAUCCGACGAUAACGACGACGACGACGAUGAUGCUGCGUGGAGCACGAUGCUCAUUGGGCGACGUUUUUUCGCUGCUCUGGCAGCGAGACGACAGUGUGAAUUUGUAACUCGAGAGCGACGGAACGAUUGCGGCUAAAAAAAAAGGCUCGGAUUUUUGCAAAUAUUUGCCCCGAAGUGGAGGCAACAUACACACACACAUACACAAAAGUGCAGCAAACAGCAACAGCAACAAUAAAAGUGUUCAGCAACAACAUCAUCAUCAUCAUCAACUUCAUCAUCAACGACAACUACAACAAUAAAAGCAACAACAGCAACAUUCUCAUCACAAAAGGAUAUUUUUAGGAGGCUGCAACAACUGCAGCUGGCAAUUUCAACAUUGGAACAAAAGACUUUCUUCCAUUCAACGUUUUUGUGUUUUUUAUUUUACAUUUUUUGUUGUUUUCAUUUUGGUUUUGUUUUUUGUGUUUUUGGCACAACUGAAGCAAUUAACUGAAAAUGUAGCGCUGCCAAAGGACAUGGCCAGAGUGGAACAGCAAAUGCGAUGCCAUGCAACGACAAGCAUAAAUAAACUUGGCAGAUUCCGUGAUUAGGACGUGGUGUACCCAAGCGCUCUAAAUGCAGACGAUAUGGGCACAACAUGGCCUCAGCACAGAUGCGACAUUUCUAUAACACACCAACAACAACAACAACAACAAACAAGUCUACUUCUAUCACAACACGCCAACUCUUACAACAGCAGCAGCAACUACAACAACAGCAACACACGGCCAACAACAGCAAACGGAAGCAAUUUGAAAGUGAAACGUUUCUGUGCCACACAACAACAAAAACAGAAGAAGCAGCAACAGGAGCAACACAAAGUAAAUUGGAAGCAACAUGGCAGCCACUCACGCCAGCAACACUCGAACCAGCAGCGACAGCAACUGCAGCAGCAGCAGCAGCAGCAAAAUCUGCAAGAGCAACAGCAUCAGCAUCAGAUGAUGCACAAGCGUCGAGUGGAUGUGAAAAAGGUGCGUCAAAUUGGUUAUGGACAAUACAUGAGAUUGCUGCCGGCAGCAACAGCAAUAGCAGCAGCGCCAAAAUGCUGCAACAGCAACAACAGCAGCAGCAGCAGGAACUGCAUCAGCAAUAUCCUGUCGCAAGUUCACAUGGUGCUAAUUGCAAUGACGACAGCGACGUUAUUGGCACUUGCGUUGCGGGAUGGCAACACAUUGCUGUUGUUACUGUGGCUGCCACUGUUGCUCUUGGCCAUGCUAAGCAAGUUGUCCACGACAGCAACAACAGCAACAGGAGUGAGUGCACCACAACGACAGCAACUAGCAACUGUAAGCCAGCAAUACAAUCACGCUUAUCUUCCAAAACCAAAUACGGCCAAGGUCAGGACACUGCAACAGCAACAACACGAACAACAACAACAACAGCAACAACAACAUCCACAACAACAGGAACAACUACAACAACAACAAGCAAACAACGAAAAAUCUAUCAACACUGCACAAACAAUGUCGCUGCCACUGCCCUCGGCUCACGGACUGUCAAAAUCUUUAUGGAUAUGCAAAAAUUUGCACGCACUGUAUUUCCGCUUGUUAUUGUCUUCAAUCUGCUACCUUUGUUCUAUGCAGUGGCAGCCACGGGGCAUUUGAAGUCGCCUGGCGUUGAGAGCGAUGGCGAGCCUUGGAUGCAGCCGGUUGUGGCAUAUUUGGAGGCGCCGGUGCGGCCCACAAAAUCGCCAAAAUGUGAUCAGACGUUUGUGUCGCGCAUUGGCGGGCCACAGAACGGCAGCUUCACGGCGCCGCUGCUGCACAACCAUCGCAAUCAUUCGCGCCAAUGCCUCUACACAUUCCUAGCAGGACCUGGACAGCGCGUCGAAGUAGUUUUUAAAUCCUUUAAUUUAAGAGGAAGUCCGCCAGACGGUUCGGCCGUCGGUGAAUUACCAAGCUGUGUUCAUGAGUACAUGGAUAUCUACUCGGAGGUGCAAUCGUCCGAACCAGCGGAGCUGAUCAAUUCCCCAUUCGGCGGUCGCUAUUGUGGCGCCAUUCCGCCGCGUCGUCGCAUUUCCAUGUACCGCGCCGUUGCAAUUUCAUUUUUUAGCAACAAAAAUGUGUCGACCGAUCUGUUCGAGGGCACGUUUAGGUUUAUAAAUGCAUCGGAAUAUGAAAUUGGCAUACCCAUUGCUGGGUCGCCAUGUUCCUACACGAUAACGCCUAGCAUGAGUAUCAAUAAAACUGGCGCACUCAUAUCGCCAACCUAUCCAGGUGCCUAUCCGAAGGAUAUGUCAUGCACAUAUCAAUUUCUUGGUGAAUCGAAUCAAAGAGUUAGAUUAGAGUUUCGUGAUUUUGAUCUGUUUUUUGGUGGACCACACUGCCCAUUUGACUAUGUGAAAGUGUACGAUGGUCCAGACAAUUCGUCAGCAUUAAUCGGUACAUAUUGCGGACAGCAAAGAAACUUAGUAUUGUAUUCGAGCGAAUCGAGCCUUUUUGUUCAUUUUUAUACCUUACCGCGCACCGCAAAUACGCAAAAUCGUGGCUUUAAAGGAAUUUAUGAAUUUAGCGAAAGUUUUGUUAAAUUAGAUUUUAUACGUGAAAAUGAUGGCAUUCACAUACGUGGCUCAGAAUGUGAUCAAAAGAUUUUAUCGAAGAAGGAAUCCACUGGCUUUGUGCUCUCACCUAACUAUCCCUAUCCAUAUAUACCAAAAACUGUGUGUAGAUAUUUCAUCUAUGGCAUGCAGGAUGCACAGCAUCUGGAGCGUGUACGGCUCGAGUUUAAUUCUUUCAACAUACCCAAGAUGGAGCACAAAGACAAGAGCGAAUCCAACUGUACUGAUGGCUAUCUGAAAAUCUAUCUAAAGGGACAGGAGACUGCCGAUGCGUAUGACAAAUUUGAUUACGAGCUGUGCGGCAAUGAGACGCAACGUGUGAUCAGCGAUGGUCCACGCUUGGCGAUGGUGUUCAGUUCGGGUGAGCUGCAGGGGCGUGGCUUCAAGGGCAAAUACACAUUCGAGACGGAGUAUAAAAUACCCGGCACUGCGGCACCGGAUGGCACCUGCAGCUUCACUUAUGUGAGCAGCUCGAAGAAACGCGGCGAGCUAAACAGUCCACGCUAUCCCUCCAACUAUCCGUCGGACACGAACUGUUCCUAUCUGUUCUUGGCCGAGCACAACGAACAGGUGACCAUUGUUUUCGAUCACUUCAAGAUCAAGGCGGACAACAAUGCGAAUGCCACAGCCGGUGCUUAUGGUUCCGGCGCCUGCUUUGAGGAUUGGCUGGAAAUGUAUGUGGUGUAUCGGGACAACAAUGAUCGCCUGCUCGGCCGCUAUUGUGGUUUGACAGCACCCGGACCCGUUGAGAGCCCCCGGGGUGCGGUUGGUCUGCGCAUCACGUUGCACACGGAUCAGGAGAGCGUGGCAAGCGGCUUCAAGGCGCGCUAUUUCUUCGAGUCGGCCAAAUCCGAUGCCGGCGACUGCGGCGGCAAUUUCAGCAACGAGGACUCGGGCAUUAUCACUUCGCCUAAUUAUCCCGCAGGCUAUAAAGCACCUGGACGCGGCAUGGCCUCCAAUGCCUGCAACUGGGUGAUGACUGCACGCGCCGGCUACAAGCUGUCGAUUAACUUUGAGCAGUUUGCACUCGAGGGCGAUCCAGCAGGUCGAGGCUGUCCGGCGGCUGUGCUACGCCUGUGGGUGAAUGUGGAUUCAGAUCAGCCGCCAGUGGAGCUGUGCGGCGAGAAGCCCCCCGUCGAGCAGUGGCAUUAUAUAUCCACAGGCCAAACGGCACGCAUCAGUUUCACCACCAGCGACAAGACCGUUGGAGCACAGGGCUUCCGCAUUGUAUGGACUGAAAUACAGGAUUCGGGGCCGGGUCCACCAUCCAUUGGGCUGCUCUGCGAGUCCACGUAUCACUUUCAGUGCGCGGCAGGAUAUUGCAUAUCGGACAAGCUGCGCUGCGAUGGCGUCAAGAACUGUGGGCCCGGCGAUGAUAGUGACGAAUUGCAUUGUAUCACGGAAGCGGCAGAGGAGGAUCACGACGUCCUAAUUAUAAUAACACUAGUCGUCGUCUUGUCCCUAAUCUGUCUCCUAUGCACACUCUGUCACUCCAGAAGAAAACGUAGAAAUCAUGUCCGUCAAUUGGGUUUACAUCGGAAUGCGCAUUACGAUUCGCAGACGAGUGCUACAGCUGGUCUUAGCUCUAGUCGGCGGCAUUUGCAGAGCGGCGGAGCGAGCAUUGCCGGAAGCCUGCACGGCAUCAAUAGUGGCACCUUGAUCAUUCCGCCUGCCCCUCUUCCACCCACCAGCGUGCCACCGCCACCUCACAUUUGUAUAGCCGGUGUGGAUAUGGUGCAUGGUCUAAUGUCCAACGAUGAGGAUGACGACGAUGAUGACGACGACCUCGAGCUGGAUGAGGAGGAUCAACUGGCUGCGGAUAUAUUUAUAAACGAUGUGCAUUUCGACGAGGAUAAUAUCGAUCAUGUAAACCAAAUGGCAAAUGUUUAACUAUGUUUUUGUUUCGGUUUUUAAGCAUUUUUAUCGUUAGUUUCUGUUGUAGAGCGCUUUAGGUUAAGCCGUGUCCUUGCCCAAAGAGGACACUUAAAUGCAUAAAUGCAAAGUGCGAUCUGCAAAAACUGUGUGUGCAGCUAGCUGAUUGGAGUAGUUCAAUGUUUACAAAACUACAAUCAGCACAGCAAAUCACAAAAGUAAGCAGAGUAGAGGAAAAUGAAGAUAAAGAUGAUGAUGAAAAUGAAGAUGAAGUUGAAGUGGAGGAGGAUGAUGAACAAGAAGAUAAAUUCAAAAGUUAACAAUACCUAAAAGACGAAAAAUUAUGCAAAAGUGCGAAUUGAUUAAGAUAUAAAUUUAAUAAGCUAUAGACAAGGCGCAAAACGUAAACGUAAUAAACAACAAAAAAAAAAAGUACAGUAGGGCGAUAAACAUUGUAGUAGCGAUAAACGAUGAAAUGAUGAAUCGAUUAAACGAUAACAACAAUGACGACAGGCAACAAAUAAUAAUUACAUUUAAAUAUACAUACAUGCAUACAUAACUAUAUUAUACACAUAGCGACUACGUAUGACAGAUAAAGGUAAAAAAUAAAAUAAAUAAAUUAAAUGAAGAUAAACCACAAGGCUUGAUGAGAGGAGACGGAUCGAUGAAGACAGACAGACGUAGAUCCUGACAAAGACGAAGACGAAGAUGAAGAUGAAGAUGAUGAAAAACCAAGCGGCGAUUAUGUGUCAGCAUUUUCUUAGCCACAGGUGACCGCAAAAAGUUGUUGAUUUUUAUAUUUGAUACGAGUAAUAUUUAGGUGAAGCAUAAAUUGAAUUAAUUAUACAACAAUACCAAAAACAUUCACAAAUAAAUUCAAAUUGCAAACGAGCAAAAAAUAUGAACAAUUUGCUUAUAAUAAUGGGCAUAAAACAAUAACAUAAAUAAAUACCUAUAUUACUAUACCUAUAAAAAACCUUAACAGCCGCAAAUAAACUUUUAUUUACACAUUUUUUUACAAUAAGCAAGACACACACAUACAUACCCAUACAUACACACCAUACACACACAUAGCAAUAACUGAAGUUAAAGCAAGUUUAUAAAUUGAAGUUUUUAACUAAAAGAAAUAAGAAACGAAAACAAAGCAAAACAAAACAAAAGAGAAAAAAUCAACAAAUACAUUACAAACAAAAAAUAAUGCAUAAAUAAAAUGAAGAAUUAGUGACUAUCAAACCUGUAUCUUCCAGCAAAAGUUAAACGCAAAAUUCUUAAAUCGAGAGAUCUGUAUAAAUAAAAACGAAUAAAUAAAUUAAUUCAUACAAAUAACUAAAAUCUAGUAGCGCCAUUUGACGGGAGCUGCUAAUUUCCAAAAUAAAUUCAAAAGAUUUUUGUCUAUUUAAGCACAUUUUUAUAGACAUUUAAUGAGCGAAUGUUGCAGCUACAUUAAGAUACAACAAAUAUUUAUAAAAAUGUACACGCUAAAGAGAACGAUAAUAAAAACUUUUACAGUAAAUUAAAAUCCAAAAAUUAAUACUGAUUAGAAAAUAAAAACAUAAAACAUUUGUGCCAAGUUAAGAGAAUCAAUUAGUUGUAUUAUUUCUCUUCCAUUUUGUUUACAUUAAGUUAAUAUAUUCUGUUACUAAUUCCACACUAUAUUCUAAGAAAAUGUAAUUAUGUUAACUAUUAUCCUUUAUUUCAUGUUAAGUUUUAGUUAUUUCUAAUAACAAUAAUACAAGCAGAGAAAUUUGACAAAACAAAAAGAAAAAAUAAAAUAAAAUUAUUGGUUUCAUAGCGCUCGUACGUUUUGCAUAAAAAUAUUAAAUUAAAAUAUAAAAACGAAAACAUUAAGAAAAAUGCUUAAAUAAUGAGGAAAAUUAAAAACAAGUUUAACGUAAAGAAAAAUCAUUAAUAAUAACAAAAAAAAAAACAAGUAUGUAGGUGUUUAAUAAAAUAUAACAUAUAAAUAAAAUCAAAUACAUUGAACAAGUAAAACGUUGUUAAAUUGUUGCAAAAUGCAUAAAGAUCAACUAAUUCAUAAGAAAUAAAAACCAAAAACAAAUUAUUUUUAAAUAUUUGCAAAAAAAUACAAAUGAAAUGCAUAUUUAGUUUAAGUGUAUAAAUUUUGUUGUUGUAUGACAUUAAAGUGAACCCAAUUAAAUUAGUUAAUUAAAAAAAAAUUGAAUUUGUGUUCUAGCAAUAAAAAUGAAAAGUAAACUAAAAACCAAAACCAAAAAAAAUCAAAAAACUAUUUACUAAACAAACAAAAAUUAAAUAAAAUAAAAAACAAUGUUCAAGAAA